GGAAGAUGCAUGAGGAGGAGGAGGAGGUCCAGGCGGUGGCGCGCCCGCCGGAUCCGAGGCGCGUGGGAGGGCAGCAGUGGCGCGUUGACCAGAUCGAGAGCGACCCCGAUGGAGGGGAAGGGACCGGUAGGCGCGUGCAGGCUGCACAAGCUUGGGGGAUUGGGGAGAUGGCGGCCAAUCGAGUUUCUUCGAUUGAUCUGGACAUGGCCAUGGCAGCGCACGCAAGGGGCGGAGGCGAGCGACCCUCUGGAGCCACGCACGUCGAGAGACCUGAGUGCGUCAUGUGCACCAGCAAGGUGUGCUUCCAUUUGGCAAGGGAGGAGCUCGAGCCGCAACGGUGGUCCACGGCGCCAUGGCCAUCCUCCUUGGCAGGAGGAGCAUGCGCCGCAGAGACGGCCGGAUCUGUCUAG
Molecule: messenger RNA, 410 nt
Organism: Triticum dicoccoides
Lineage: Eukaryota; Viridiplantae; Streptophyta; Magnoliopsida; Poales; Poaceae
Exons: 3
Coding region: 6-410 (134 amino acids)
Source: RefSeq, a predicted model, not a curated record